AUGGCAGGGCCUGGCACGCAAUGCAUCCAUUUCCUCAACACAACAGACAAGACAAGGCGUGCCGCAAACAAAGCCUGCCACAAGUGCCCCCCAGGGGAAGUGGCGGUGAAGGCCCUCACCAUGGACCACUUUGAGCUGCACCGGGGGAAGCUUCCUGACGGCUUCGUGACGGGGUGCAGCGGGGACUGCGGUUCGCUGGGGUGGAGAGUGGUGAACGGGAAGCUGGACUCUGGCAGCAACCAUGGCAAGAGUGCCUCUGUGUGGCUGUCCUACGAUGUCAGCAUGGCAGUGGACGGGCACGUUACAUUCGCCUACGACGUGGACAUACCACGGGGGGACCAGCAGAGAGGGCUCUUCUUCUACGUGGACGAUCAACUGGUGCUCAACAUUGAGGAUGACCCGGGUGCUGACUCAGCAGCGCCAGCCGGCCCGACAACCAGUGACACAUGGCCGCUGCCAGCUGGCAACCACAGCCUGAUGUGGAUCUGGGUCACGCUCAACGCUGACAAGGCGAUCGCCAGGCGGGACUCGGCUGAGAUACUGGAUAUCACCGUGUGGGGCAGCACUGUGGGGGGCGCACCUGCCUGCGUGCCCAUUCCUCCUGGGACAGCGCCUGAUCCCAAAACGCUCACCUGGAAGGCCUGGGGCACAGAGGGCGGAGAUAAAAAAGUGGGGAGCACAGAGGGAGGGCAGGGUACGGAGGGAGGGGGUGGUGGGGAGGGCAAGGAGGAGAAGCAGGGGAAGGGAAGGGCGAUGGAGUGUACUGAUGCAGAAGGCAAGCCGAUAGCAACCAUGGCAUGUCGGGUGAAUCCUCAGGUGAUGUUGGACGAGCAGCAUCGAGGGUCUCACAGUCUAGGCGACCGGUCCCCAAGCUCUGUUCUUCCCUUCUCCCCUCCUCCCUUCUCCCCUCCUCCCUUCUCCCCUCCUCUCUUCUCUCCUCCUCCUUCUCCCCUCCUCCCUUCUCCCCUCCCCGUCCCAGGCAUCGGUCACCCCUCUGUCUGGACGGAAGAAGGCAGGCGGGCAGCAUUCAACGCGUCUCUCCCUUUCCCCGUCCCCUCACAUCAUUAUUCUCGUGCUACCCAUUCCCCUGAUUCCCUCCCUCCCUCCCUCCCUCCCUCCCUCCCAGGCAUCGGCCACCCCUCCCCCUGGACAGAAGAAGGCAGGCGGGCAGCAUUCAACACGUCUCUCCCCUUCCCCGCCUGGACCAAGCGGGGGGGGGAUCUACUCCCUGUCACACAGGGGGGAGAUGAGGUGGUGCCGGGGUGUGCAUAUGAGCUGGCGUGGUACAGCGCGUAUGCAUGCCCGCUGUGCUCUGAGGAAGAUGUGGAGGAGGUUCCAGUAGCGGAUUGUCACAACAACAAGCGAGCUACGUACAAGUACAGGCAUCCAAGGGUGUGUCAACCCAACGCGCAGGCCCCUCUCCCUCCCGACCAGCUAUGCUCCCCGUGCACUGCAGACGACUACAGCAGCUUCCAGCAAAGCUGCACCGACAGCGCGGGCAACCACAACGUCUCCUACUCCUGGAACCUGCCCAAAAACUGCAGCGAGAACCUGCCCGGAGCAGUAAAACUGCCCGAAAAUGUUAUUGUUGGAGAGUGCCUGUUCGAGGUUCGAUACAUCCCGGCGAAAUACCUCGCUCCGAAAUACAUAAUAAUCACAGCGGCUGGAGCUACUGUGAUUGUGAUGCUGGCGGUGAUGUCAGUAGUAACCUGGUUACACAGCAGGAAAGUGUACUCCAUGUACUCACAGCUGGUAGCAGAGGAGGUGCAACUUGAAGCAGAACUGGCAGCCAUGGCUGAAGAGGCAGACCAGGAGAGGGAAGACAUGCUGUUCAAUCGAGACCACAGUUACCCCUCAUAA
This is a messenger RNA of Closterium sp. Yama58-4, 1860 nucleotides long. Lineage: Eukaryota; Viridiplantae; Streptophyta; Zygnematophyceae; Desmidiales; Closteriaceae. The record is from the annotation of a GenBank genome assembly.